Jatropha curcas is the source of this 1088-nucleotide messenger RNA. RefSeq lists its product as uncharacterized. Gene Ontology annotation, molecular function: calcium ion binding. The record is from RefSeq and is a predicted model, not a curated record. NCBI's taxonomy places the organism in Eukaryota, Viridiplantae, Streptophyta, Magnoliopsida, Malpighiales, Euphorbiaceae.
CGCAAAUCACAGAACCAAAAAGCACAAGCAAAAGCAAAAAAAAAAAAGAAUUAGAAAAACACAGUACGUACAAUUAAGAUGGAGAAGAUACGACUGGAUGCUUCAGCUUAUUAUAGAAGCUUGACACCUGCAGGAAAGCGAUGGGCACAGGAUGGGUUCGAUGCAAUGGAUAAAACUGGAAGUGGAAAAGUGAGCCUCAAGCAAUACUCGGAAUUUUUUAAACAAAGAGGGCUCGUAGAGCUUACUUAUCCCGAUUUGUUCAAAGCGUUGGAUACAAAUGGAGAUGGCACGCUCGAUUUCGAUGAAUAUAUCACUGUCUACUACCUCUGCAUGAACAAUAAACUGAUAUUUUGUGAAGCAUGCGGGGUCUUUCUCUCUGGAUCCUACAUGAGUUGCCAUCAAUGCUUCAAAUAUGGUUCUGGGGAUCCCUAUAACAUUUGUUAUGAUUGUUAUAGCAGAAACAAAUUUGAUCAUCAUAGGGAUGCUUACUUUGUCGAUAGUCAAAAACUCCAAUCCGCAGCUAAUAAAGCCUCCGCAGUUAAAAAAGGCACUGCAGUUAACAAUGGCUCCACAACUCGAAGCUCCUGUGGUAAGAUAACUACGGAGGAUAAGCUUAGAGCAGCUAUAUUAGGGGUCUCGAUGGUGAAAUUAGGAAUAAAAACUGGUAUUGCUGCGAACACAGCAUCGAACUUUGAGGACCAUGGAAGUAAUUUUGCUGAUGUCGCAUCCAAUGUUUUGGAUAUUUUGCUGAUGUCGCAUCCAAUGUUUUGGAUUUUGCUGAUGUCGCAUCCAAUGUUUUGGAUUUUGCUGAUGUCGCAUCCAAUGUUUUGGAUUUUGCUGAUGUCGCUGAGCAUUUAGUUACUGCUGCUGAAAUUGCAUCAAAUUGUUCUGUCAUGUAAAAUGUAUAUUUUGCAGCCUUCAACAAAAAAAGAGGGCUGUAUAACUUCAGUGCUUGGCUAUACCUCUUGUUGUUUUAAUUUCAUUUUAUAACUAGAUAAAAAGAUCGCGCAACGGGUGAGAUUGUUUUAUUAUUAUUUUCCAUUGUAAUCUUCUUGAUAAAUGAAAAAUCGCUGCAAUUUAAUUUUUAA